This is a messenger RNA of Amoebophrya sp. A120, 8453 nucleotides long. NCBI's taxonomy places the organism in Eukaryota, Dinophyceae, Syndiniales, Amoebophryaceae. The record is from the annotation of a GenBank genome assembly.
AGCCAUCCACAUGAUUUUUCCAAUAAAUAGUUCGGCCGCUGGAGGGGUGGCGGUGUAGAUGUAGAAAUCGCAGUAGAAUUGAAUAUGCACUGGACCACUCUUCUACCAGCGAAAGCCAAAGUAAGCCGGUUUCGAGUACAACGGAUCACCUGAAGGUUGCUCUACCCUGCUAAGUGAUUUUGGGAACAUCAAUUUGAGAGCGAUAUACAAAUAAAAUGCCACUCUUGGCGGAGUUGCAAAAGUUGGUAUUUACCAAGAUAGCGGAGAAGUCCGCAUCGUCGGACGUGGAGACUGCGGACAAAUUAGCCAAGUGUCUCGCCUAUCAAAUGUAAAAAUGUCUGGGUCUGGAAGAGUCCAUGUUUGUCAUGCGUGUCCGGCAUGACUCUCAAAUCUGUCAUGCACGUUACCCAAGAGCGCCACUUUUCUGUCAUGCAGAAACGCAGUUUGUCAUGCAGAAUAGGCAACACCUAGAAGCUCCGAAACUUCUCAUGCUGAGCCAGCACUUGUGGCUUCCUCAUGAUAUGCCACCCAGCAUCACAAGCUGAAGCUUCCAGACCCAGACAUUUUUACAUUUGGUAUCGCCCUUCUGUUGAAGCGGCCGUGCGACGAGGAGAGUCUCCUAAUCGACUUGCACAAGGUGCGCGCUCUGGGGUUCGAAGGGCUAGAUGUGGACUGCCCGGAGCUCCGUGCGGUGUACUGGAAGUUGACGAUGGGUUUAUCCUCUGUAAAAACGGCCCCAAGCCACAGUGAAAAUAGGAAAUUCAUCGCAAGUGAUGUGCACCUCCCACACCGCGUGACAAUAUGGGUACGGGUACCGGUGCGGUAUAUAUUAAACUUGGACGCGCACCCUGCUUGGCUAUUGUAUAAGCCGCGUAGUUACUAAAAGGAAAUAUAAAUUGGCCAUCUUAAUAUCGUGAUUAGAUCACAACUAAUUCUAAUGCCAAAACACGACUAGAAGAAGAAGACUUCUCAUGGGGAUGGGGCUGCGCAUGAUGACAGACUUCCGGUUCCGGGACACGCAGAUGGGCGUGACAAACAUGGGGUGGGGACGUUUUUGCAACGAAUUGGGCUACUUACCGCUGGAAAUAGAAAACUGGGACGAAGUGCUGGCAAAAAAGCGAGCCGAGUAUGUUGCUUUGGUGCGGGAGCUAUGCGCGGAUCCGGAGUUGCAAAGAGCACUGGUGCACUCCAUCCUCGGGGACCCGACGAUCAGUGAAGAUGUUGCUGCUAACACAGCCGCAAGACCGGCGGGCGAAAAAACGGAGGAAGGCAAUAGUUCUGCAGCACGGGAUAUCAUUUCUGCAGAAACUACGCGUGCUGCGCCACCUCUUCAACGAGGACAAAGUGUUGGGAACGGUGGACCUCUUGAGCCACCGGCGGUGGAGAAGACGCUUGUAAACGCUGACCCUGAGCAGGAAGACGAUGGCGUCGAUCCAGAUGGGGGGACCGCGACCCGAUCCGCGCCAAGCGCGAAGGUCGUUGUUUCGCAGGCGGAUCUGGAAAUUUAUGACCAGAUUAACAAGGACGUUAUCGAUGUGACUUCAACGUACUCGAAAAAGUCAUCAAGGCCAGGGAAAAAAAGGUGCUGAAAGGUCCAAAAAACUCUCUUGAAACGCACAGCAAGUUUUUUUCUGUCACUUUCCGCGCGCACGAAGCGACCUGUGGUCAAGAGGUGUCAAGCCGCACUAGAUGAAAGAAAAGUCUGAUGAUGCAAAAAAGUGAAAAGUCUGAUUUUGCAAACAGGUAGUUGGCCGUUCUGUUCAAUAUUGAUAAAUAUUAUCUAAUAUGGUAGUUGACUUUCCUUGAUGAGCGAGCCUUGACGGGUUCGUUUGCAGAUGAUAGGUCUGUUCCGCACGCGACGAGAGCAUACCGAGUUCUUCGCGAAAAGUUUGUUUGGUGACACAGUCAGGGCCGCUCCUCGCGAUGAGUCAGGAGCACUUGUUUCCUCCGCUGUAACGACCCUCCCAGGCCAUAACACGAGCAGCGACUUACAAGGUGGAUCUCUUGGGCGAGGGCCUGCCGUAACAACGAAGAAGUCAGAUGCCGUAAAUGAAGUCCAGUCUGAAAGAACUGGACGAGAAGGAGACGCUUCUGCAAAUUCAUCAAUGCCAACGCCCGGCAAAAAUCCCCGUGCCGCUAGCGCAGAGACGGCGACCAUUCAGACUGAUAAUCCAAGAUUUAAUACUGUUCCCUCCGGGCGGGCUCCUACUCCCGCGGCCCCACUGAGCGCACUUGCGAGCGCAGCAGGCCUGGGUGGCGUUUGCGACAUUUGCAGUCCGAAAACAGGGUUCGAUGCGAUGGGGCGGAUUUUGUUUCUCUACGCGAAGCUCAACCCCGGCAUUCGGUACGUGCAGGGCAUGAACGAGCUGUGUGCGGUGGUCUAUUACCUGUUCCACUCCGACGCGCUCAGCUUGCAUCCGAUAGCUCAGGAGGUUUCACCUCCUGCAGCUGAGGCCCCCCACAACAGGAUGAACGACCUCGAGGAGGCUCCUGCUGGCAACCGCGUGGCAGCUGCCUCAGCGGAGGGCGAGCAGCAGAAAAGCGGAGCAGAUUCUGCGAGGAUGGAUGCGGUAAAGGUGGAGCCACCCCUACACGGAAUUAACCCGACUCGUGAACAAGCUGAUAUCAGCUGGACAAAACACGGCCGCCGCGAUCUCAGUUGUCAAAAUGCGUUCUGUCAUGAGAAUGUAUGAAGAAGCCCUGCUGCAGACGCAGAGACUACGGCUAUGGUAUGACAAGCGUGUGCAUGCAGUGGAGUCAGUCGACAGUAGCCGCAUCGUGAGGCUGUGGUCAGCAACGUUUUUCACGCUAAGAGUACAUGGAGCAGCAACAGGAGGAGCAACAGGACAAGUAGUGUGUGUGGUGCGAAAAUUACGCACACACAAACUUCCUGUUCCUUUGCACUAGGGACGCGCAUCUGCAAAAGACAUUGUAGCUGCAACAAAGAAAGUGUGCGCAAUAGGUCGUGGGCGGGACGUUUUUGCGCAGGACGAUGUGCGAUGUGGGCACUCUGCGAUUUUAACCCUGCGAGCCGUUAUUUGCCAACUUUGUGAAGCUGCUUUGAGUCAUUCGAAUGUUUUACCGGGGGCGACGAAGCAAAGGGAAAGAGCACAGACAGAGCCAAGACGCUCCGGGGCGCUUUUGUUAAGUGCCUGCAAGCUCCGCGCAAAACUGUCGCUAGCGUCGUGAUCUCAGCAGAUCGCGACGCCGGGCUCGUGCUCUCGUUGCCCUUUGCUUCGUCGCUCCCGAUAAAAGUGCCGCCCGCGCGGCGCCGCUCCGGCGGCCACGCCCCUCCACCCCACCCGCGCGUCAGUUGGCCCAGCGAGAAGCGUGCGCGCCACGCUUUGCUCUUGAAUUCGCCUCCUCGCCCUCGCGCGCCAGGCGCCCGCGCCGCGCUGCAACCUUGUGCACCGAAGCCCGCAGGGGGCCCAAUGGGGCAAAUUGCCCCAGGCGUCGCGAUCUGGAGGGAUCACGACGCCCACGGCGGUUUUGCGCGGGGUGGGCACUUAACAAAAGCGCCGCGGGACGCUUUGGCUCUGUGCUCUUGCACCGGCGGCGCUUUUGUUUCCCAUGGUGCGAAAGCUCUUUGCCUCUCGAGCAACACCAACAACGCUCGCGCUCGGUCGCGGUAGAUAUAGCGUUUAGGCAUUCGAGUGCUUAAAUUUACGGAAACGCAGAUUGCAAUCUGCGUGAGCAAAUUUGAAAUUUGCUCUGGGCAAAUUCAAACUUGCUCACGCAGCUGCACAGACAAGCAAUCAGCUUAGCCAUUCGAAUGCUUAACUGCUUGAAAAUAAACAAUCACUUUAAGCAUUCGAGUGGCCGCUAAUUGACUGGUUAUCUUUGAAGCUGUGCGAGCAAAUUUGAAAUUUGCUAGAGCAAAUUGCAAUCUGCGCUUCCGUGAGUUUAAGCAUUCAUAUGCUUAAAUUGCGACUUCUUAGUUUAGGCAUUCUAAUGCUUAAACCUUAUGAACGCGAUUUCCUAGAUUAAGCAUUCGAAGGCUUAAAACAAAGAAUGUGCUGCGCGAUUAAAAGUUUCGCAGAAGCUGCGGGCCUUACCCAAGUAAAUAGGUCGUGGGCGGGGGGACGUUUUUGCGCAGGACGAUGUGCGAUGUGGGCUUGCCUGGCCUAGAUGCCAGCCUAGAUCUCCAGGGAAAUGCCGACCCCCAAAUCAGCCAGCGUGCGCUCGUCAGAAUUGUGGCGACACCUCGCACAAAAUCUGGAUCGGCAUCAAGGUAGAAGGGCCUUCAGCUCUGAAGGCCCGGCGGCUUUGGUUUUGCCAGCCAGACGAAAUACGAACCAAGGCACCACCUGGGCAACUGCCGGGCGGUGCGAAGACGGACAAAGGCGGGGGCUGCGAAAUCUAUGAAACCACGAACCAAAACCCUGAUGUGAAACUUAAUUUUUUCAACCCUUAAGGGUCGUGGGCGGGACGUUUUUGCGCAGGACGAUGGGCGAUGUGGGCACCGCAUCACAGAUUCCAUUUCCAAUGCUUGCAGAAAUGGAAUCUGUAAUGCGGAUUUGCCUCAAGAACUUCUUGAGGAAAAUCCGCAUCACAGAUUCCAUUUCCAAUGCAGAAAUGGAAUCUGUAAUGCGGAUUUGCAUUGGUUCAUUUCUUUGCGGAAGUGCGCGCUGUUCGUGCCUGUCCGGAAGGGCCUCGCUCUUUCGGACAGGCCUCUGGCUCUGUGUCUGCUAUGGUAUUUAGCUUCUGCCUGUCUGGUCCCCACCCAGAAAAAACAGGCCAGAGACCAAAAAGUGUCCAAAAUCUAACACUUUUAGCUCAAAAGUGUUUGACUUUGCUCACUUUUUCGUCCCUUCGCCUGUUCUGGUCCGCCACGAGAACUUUGUGGAGUUGCCCCAAUUGGUGAGGAAAGAUGGCCCGGCCCCUUUUUUCUCCAUGUCUGUGCGCGUCGCGUGUGUGCAUGCGAUGCCAUUUCCACCUAAUGGCUUGGGAAAUUGGACGGAAUAAUCGUCCCAGGUAUCGCAAGCAGUCCCGCCGCGCACGGAUUUCAUCUGUAAGUCAUCUAUUUUGCGCGAAAAUCUUAUCGAAGUAAUCUACAUCCAACAAUAGGUCGUGGGCGGGGGACGUUUUUGCGCAGGACGAUGGGCGAUGUGGGCACUCAAGCUCUAGCGGCGGAGGCAGACACUUUCUUCUGCUUUUCGAUUCUCAUGGGCGAGCAACGGGACUGCUUUCUGAAGUCCCUCGACCACAGCGAGUCCGGGAUGCACGGGCGCAUCGCAUCUCUGAACCAGUUGCUUCGCGCUAUCUAACAGAAAACUACACCCAUGUUAGAAUGAAUGCAGACAAAUUUGUGUUGCGGUUAUUACUGUCACAACCAAGUUCAGCAUGACAAACUUCUUUGGUGCCUCUCACGACCUAGUCGCUAGCUAGCUGCUAGCGAACAUCAGCACAAACUGCACUCUUGACGGCAGUAUAUUGUCUUGUCUCUUACUGGACGGUCUUUGCGUUCUUACAGAGUUUUUAGCGACAGAACUGGAGCACCGCAGACCCAUUUUUCUCCGGUAGUACGUGUGUUCUUUAUCUGUUGGAUACGCGCGCUCGACUACCAGGUUUGGCGACGGUUGGAGUCUAACGCGGUGGAUCCCACAUUCUAUUCUUUGCGCUGGAUUAUGCUGCUGCUCAGCCAGGAGCUGUCUCUGGCGGACACGUAUCCAUCGCAAAUAUGUCUGGGUCUGGAAAGGUUCCAACGUGUCGCGCUAAGAAGUUUCUUGGAUCAUGCAAAGUAUCUGUCUUGCAUGAUUGCCCAAAGUAUGUGUCGACUUUUGACCAAAUUGAGAGGAAGUUUAUCAGGCAGGAUAGGCAUGCUGAGAGAGAUCCAGAGCCAGAUCUCAGAGACGAAUUUGCCAUGCCACCUCCUGCAUUCCAGAACUAGAUGUUGUGAGCCAUAACAUAUAGAACCUGCACGACAGUUCUUGCACUUGUUUUCCAUACCCAGACUGACAUAUUUGCAUUUGAUAACACGGUCCGGCUGUGGGACUCGCUCUUGCAUGACCCAAGCCCGAAUGCGCUGGUCAGCCACAUGCGCACAGAUCUGCACGCCAGCCUCAAUGGUGGAUCAUCCACAUCUACUUCCCAGUCGCAGCACGCGUCGUCCGCAACGAACGGCCAAAGCACUGCGGCUUCAUCUCUCCUAGUAGUCGGUAAGACAACUACACCGCCGCACGAAGUGUUGCAGGUGAGCAAUCCGAUGCUCCCGCGACCUACCAAUGUGCCCGGCAUCUUCGCCGGUCCUGAAGUUGCCGUCCGGGUAUUGGCACCCAUGACUUCUUCCACAGACGGGGGGACUACAUCAGGGGCACGGCCCGCUGGCGGGCUAGGGUUUUCGCCCACCAGCAGGACGACUACCGAAGUCGUAUCAGUUCCGGAGAGUAGUGCAGCUCCAAAAAAUACUAUAUAUCGGGAGGGCAUUCUUGCAACUACGCCAAAGAACAAGAGGAACGGCACCCAGCUAGGACAUCACACGCCGAGUCUAUGCAAGAAAAGAACUGUGUAAAUGAGAGUCUGUCAUGUAAAAAAUCAUGCAGCAUAGUUACUGUUAUUGUUAAACUUGUCAACAUCCUGGCCCGCAACGAAGUCCUCUUCUCAUAGAUAUGCGUUUUAUUAGCGUACUAGCUGCACAUGGCAGGCUGUCUCUGUCAUGGAAGGCUGUAAGAACACGCUUUUUUUCCUGGAUAGAGUCCUACGCCUGCAGAUGAGGAGGUGGAAUUUCAGGCUCCACCCAGCGCUGCAAAAGAACCCGGGACGACGUAUCCUGAGUAAAAACGUACCCACGCCAGAGUUGUAAUGCAGAUUUGCAAAGACAGGAUCAGGAAGACUUGUAAUGCGCAUCCCCAUGAGAGCCAUUCCCAAUCGUGCUUUGAAAUUUGUGAUGCUGUGAACAGGAUGAGCAAAUGAAUCUGUGACGCGGCUGCACUUGCUAACCUGCACUACACUGCAGAGUGCAACUUGUCAUGCGUGACUCAUAAAACUCCUAGGCUUGUGUUGCAAAAUCCUCAUCCUGACUCUGGUGUGGGUAAGUUUUUACUCAGUAUACGACGUGCAGCGUUCUAGCUCCUGUUGCGACGAAAUAUGAGUUAUCCGAGAAGUCAGGACCUGGUGAUAUGCCAGCACCAGUGUCUGGAAGCGGUUCUACGUCCUCGUCUACCAGCGCUGUGAACAAAGUGCAGCACUUCGACCUGGCGCAGCAGGACGAAGACGAAGAUCAGGACCACUUUGCCAAUCCCACGGCGCUCAUGGACGAAGAUCCUUUCAAGCUCUUCGACUCCAAAAAUUACGAUAUUCGCCCUAGCCCGACCAGUACUUCUGAGUCUACCGUUCUUGACCAAGUGCAGCCUAUUUCCGGGCGGCAAACGGCCGGCUUCGUCCCGUCCACCUUUUUUCCGUCCGUUGCCCCAGAGGACACCCGGCCUCGGCCGGGGACCCACGGCACCCCGUUCGCGCCGGACGCCAAUACCGGCGCAGCUACUACUUCAGAAAGGAGCAACCCGGUGACGAUUGCAUCGCAUUCGCAGCUGCUGCUGGCGGGUAGUUCAUCUUCAUCUACUGCCGGUAGCAGUUCUACAUCCGGUCUCACGACGAGAUCACUUGUUCCGUUGGACCACCAUCGUGAUGAAUUUCCGAAAGUGGACGAUCUGCUGCCUCGUGUCCAGCAGCAACCGUUUAUCGUAGAGAAAAGCACGACACCCAUAGAUGCCAGAUAGAAGAAAAGAUUUUAUGAUUUAUGAUUUCACUGCAGUCGCUCUCGCUGCAGCUGCUUCUUGUUGCUUUGCGUUUCCUUUCAACGAAACGAACUUCGCUAUGGCAGGUUGAGUCGCAAGUGAGGCAAUGACCACGAGUCUCCGUUAAUAUGCUAGAAGACCAGGACGAUGGUACAACUAGAGGUGGCCUGAAAUAAAUUUGUCAGACUGAAUACCAACUUGCAAGAGACUUGGAGUCUUCCUUUCUGUGACACGACUCAAAACAGCAUCGCUGCUGUUCUUCAAAAUGGUACUAUGGAUGCGCUUUUCUGUAGGAUGCCUUUUCUGCACUACGUCUGCGUUGCGAUGAUCAUGCGCAUUCGGGAGGUGCUGCUUGCGGGCGACUUCAUCGAAAACAUGAAGAUUCUGCAGAACUACCCACCUUUUUACGUGGUCGAAACGGUCCAAUUGGCGGUCAAACUCAUGCGCCAACACGAGCUUCGGUUACGCGGGCUGGCUGCUGGAAAAUUGCUCCUGUCCGCAGCGGGAACAGCGUUGGCGGAUGUGGCGCAAAAUACUGUUACCGCGGUGGAGAAUCUGGGUUCUAACACCAUCGGUGCUAUCGGGGGCACAAUCACUAACAUAACCGAGAACGAGAAUGUGAAGAGGGUUGGGGAAAAACUGGGACAGAGAGCGGAUCGAUUCGCCAGCUGGCUAGGUGGAAAGAUUCGCACUGUUGGAGCAGCGUUGAAUGAAUGA